ACUGGUCCCCAAGGUGAUAUACAAGUAGAUGGCAUUCGAGGUUUGCUGGAUGCGUAUCGCGCGGCUAGAUUAAUGGUCCAACCAUUUGCACCAACUGAGUUUUCCGAAGUGAUCUAUCACGUAUCUAAAUUUGCCAAAGCUGAAAGUAAACGACGUCUGGGCUUAUACUUUGUGCUGUUAAUUCUGACAGACGGCGGUCUUGCAAACCCUCGGCGCACUAUUGAUGCCAUAGUUGACAGCUCUGCACAUCCGAUGAGCAUUAUAGUUGUGGGAAUAGGCAGGGAUCGCGAUUUCUCGAGUGUGAAAGCGUUGGAAUCACCAGUUUUGAAGCACUCAGAUGGGCGUACGCUGUUUAGACAGAAUUUUCAAUUCCUUACUGCCGAUAUGCUAGACAGCGAUGAGGCAAUAGCUCUCAUUCCGCUCCAGAUCGCUCAGUGGAGAACUUCGUUUGUUCCAUCUCUUUGUAAUGUUUUACUCGUGCGUAAGCAACUCCUUAAUCUCGCUAAACUUCAUACGGGUGACCAUUUGUCAAAUAUUGUUUGA
Molecule: messenger RNA, 543 nt
Organism: Strongylus vulgaris
Lineage: Eukaryota; Metazoa; Nematoda; Chromadorea; Rhabditida; Strongylidae
Source: the annotation of a GenBank genome assembly